Scutellospora calospora is the source of this 1353-nucleotide messenger RNA. The record is from the annotation of a GenBank genome assembly. NCBI's taxonomy places the organism in Eukaryota, Fungi, Glomeromycota, Glomeromycetes, Diversisporales, Gigasporaceae.
AUGUCUACAUUUCCAGAGGAUACGCCAUUAAUAACAGCAGAGGCUGAAGACGUGCCAGAAUUUGACUUUUCAAAAUAUAGUAGGUUCGCUAUCUUUAGAAGGUCAAAGACAGCGGUAAUAUGUGUCGCUUCUAUUGCACUCUUUACCGAUAUGUUAGUAUAUGGGAUAAUAGUUCCAAUACUUCCUUUAAUUGUUAAAGAGAGGCUUGGCAUGGACUCAACGUCCACUGGAUUGCUUUUUGGAUGUUACGCACUCGGACUUUUACUUUCGACUCCUAUCUGCGCCGUUUUUAGCGACCGAUGUCAUACACGCAAGAUACCUAUGAUAAUUGGAAUGGCUGGUCUAGGAAUCUGCACGCUUUUCUUCAGCAUUUCUAACACCUUUUGGCAAUUGAUGCUGGCAAGAGUCGCGCAAGGUGCAGCAGGAGGAGCAUCCUGGACUGUCACCUUGGCCAUGCUGGCUGAUCGAUUUGGAACUGGACCCAAGCUUGGAGUCGUUAUGGGAACUGUUCUAUCUGCAAAUACAGUAGGCUUUAUUGCUGGUCCAGUAAUUGGUGGGAUUCUCUACCAAUACUGGGGAUACUCUUCUCCUUUUAUUUUCUGCUCUAUACUUUCGUUAGUUGGAUUUUUGGCAGCGUGCACCAUUGUCGAUCCGAUUAAUUUACGAGAAUGGGACCUAGCAAUAAGUAGAAGAAAUAGAAAUUUUGAAGACCCACCAGAUUAUUGCGAAGUAGAACCCAGCUAUAGUAGUAGCAAUCCCCUUUCAAUCUGGAAUUUAAUAAAAGAUUGGGAGGUUAUCUCGAUUUGUUUGACGCUUUCAAUUGUGGCUAGUGCAUUUUCUGCCAUCGAACCAACUUUUCCAAUCUAUCUUCGUGAAGAAUUUAAUGCUGACCCAUCCGAAAUCGGCCUCGUUUACAUAACAGUGGUGAUUCCAACUUUUGCGUCACCACUCAUUGGUUAUUUAUCAUAUUAUGUUGGACAACGAAGGCUAUGUGGUAUUGGAAUUUUAUGGAUCAGUGUCGCUUUACCACUGAUUGCUUUGCCGAACAAUUUAUGGUUAGAAGUUAUUCCAUUAUUCUUUUUCGGAGCGACUUAUUCAAUUAUUUCCACACCGUCGCUUCCACUGUUAGCAGAAAGGGUUAAAGAAAUGGGCGGUGGUGCAUACGGUCAAGUUUACGGACUUUGGAAUAUGGCAUAUAGUCUUGGAAUGUUUAUAGGACCUGCUAUUGCUGGCGUUUUAAUGGAAUAUUACAGGUUUUUUGGAAAUCCAUUCAGAUAUAAUCCUCUUAAAUGUUUUAAAUGCUUUAAUGAGGGAUAUUCCAGACUUCCACAGUACGAUCCCGAAAAUGAGUAG